AUGGACAGCUCCUCUACGACGCUGAUAACAUUUCUUGUUCGAACCCCUCCAAAUACCAGGUUUGUGAAGCUCCUUGGAUCAUGGGACAAUUUCACGAGAGCAUAUCCCAUGGAGAAGGACAGUCGAAUUGGCAAAGGCUAUUGGAAAGGAUGUCAUACUUUCACAAACAUAAUAUGUGAUGGUGAAAUAAACGCACUUCCUCCAGGAAGAGAUGGCGGUCUGAGAAUGGGUGGCACGUAUUGGUAUUAUUACCAAAUUGACAAUGAAGUUGAAUUUUUUAAUGAGGCGGAGCCGGUGACCACCUCUUGCCCUUUGCUCCCUGGCCAGCCAUUGAACGUCCUCAAUGUUCCGAUACAUUUACCAUCCUCAGAAAGCUUUCAUACUCGCGGCGCCAAUCACGUCUCACAAGUAAUUGGUCAUGAAACGAUGAAUCCUGACGACAAAUAUAUGAAUCCGAGACCUCCACCUCGGCCAACUUUACCUCGACUCACAACCUCCCCGGCGAUGCUCAUGCGCAGCGACUACGCUCUAACCCCCACUCUCUCUGCCGGAUCAUCACUAUCUCCUGCUCAUGGAAGAAGUCUCUCCCACCCGCGUGCCAUUACCUCACGCCGCAGAUUCCGCAUUGGCGGCAAAUUGUCACUAGACCUGAAAAUUUCAAUUAACCCUUCCACCAAACCCAGUUCGCUUCGAUCUAGUAUAAUGAAUGUCGCAUCCCCAAGAUUCGGCCGAAAUAAUGAGAACAGAGGUCGCCAGCCUCGUGACUGGGCGAAAUACCUCAUUGUGAAAGUUCCAGGUGUGGAAUUGAAUUCAAAAAGUUACUCCAAUAACUCAUCACCCAUGUGGAGCCCCGCCAGCAAUCUAAACAAGUCAUUGCCACAUCCUGCUGGUGGAUAUAUGUCCGGUGAACAAUCGAAUCGGGACAAUUCUCUUCGAGAGAGCAGGGGUCCGUCUCCUUCAAAUACCACACUGACAUUUAACAAUUCAUCACUUCAUGGACUUGGCCCUAAGGAAACCGAACGCCCUCAAUGGCGACCUCUCGAUGCGUAUCGAGACUCGAUAUCGCAGCAAAACACGCUCAGGUUUAUCCCUCAAUGGGAAUCAAAAGGUGAUGCCUGGGACCCAGACAUUUUAUCUCCCCUGGAUCUGUACGAGAAACGUUUGCCAACACUCCCGAACAGUCCGACAUCCGCUCUCGACUCAGAAUUGCACUCAACGAGAGAGGAACAUCUUCCUAUUAGCGAAGAAGAGUACCUACAGAGCCAUUUUUCCGACUUCACUGCUGAAUCUCCUGAUGAUUCCUGCUCUCCGGACUCCUUCCAACCGGGUGGUAGCCGCUUUUCGGAAUAUAGCACGGAUACAGACGAUGCCUCACCCUUCUCCAUGACAUCUGCCUCAACGAUUAAUAGUUAUGACACAUUCCCUCCGGCAACCAAUGAAGACAAGGAGAUAGCAUUUGAAGUGGCACUCGCAAAACCACCUCCGCAGGCUAACUCGUCCAAAAAUAGUACGCAGCAAUGCCCAUCCAACACCUCCAAUUGUUGCCCUGAAGAUGUCGAUAAAUCCUCCCUUUACAUCUCAAAAACUCCAAGUGAAGACGACGGCAGUGGGCGCCCCACACCCAACAGAGACACCAACCUCAGGCGAAAAAAUAAUGAUAAAUCCCCUACAACACCCUCGUGGAAACAUCUAAUCCUAAAACAUAAUAACUAUUCACCAAAUACCAACUCCUCCAUCAAGGAAGGUAAUUUCAAUAAUUCCAACCUCCCCACUCCGCGCCCAAAACCGACAAAUGAUCAAGACCACCGGAUGAAAAGUGAUAAACAUGCUAUGACCCCUUGUUGUGGCGUUGGACAAGGACUACAAAAUCCCUAUGUCGAUUCUUCAAUGCAGGAGUUAAUGAACGAGUUGGGAUAUUUGCGAGAUAUUAUUGAAGAAAAUGCCGUGAAAAGUUAUUGA
Molecule: messenger RNA, 1959 nt
Organism: Paracoccidioides lutzii Pb01
Exons: 3
Coding region: 1-1959 (652 amino acids)
Source: RefSeq, a predicted model, not a curated record